CUUAAAAGCGUUGUACCUGAGGGAAGAAGUAACAGCGCACACACAGGUGGACUAUACCAUGAGCGAUCAGGGGGGCAAGGCUCUACAGUGCUUGGUACAGGGAGUAGAACAGCUACAGGACCAACUGUUGUGCCUAAAAACUCUCAGAGGCCCACACCAAACAUUGGGAACCAGAAUACCAUGCCUGGGUUCUUCACACCAUCUGCCAGUCUGCAGAUUCAACAGCCGCACAGCCAGAACUUCCAACAGGUGGCACCACCCCCUCAGCCUCAGUUUGCAACUCCCAGGAUGCCUUGUGCUCCCGGGGAAAGGAGUGAGGUGAUCUGUGUGAAGGGGAAACCAUUCCGUGUACUCAGUAUCAUCGGCAAGGGAGGGUCAAGUAAGGUGUACCAGGUGUAUGAUGAGAAGGGGAAGGUGUAUGCGCUGAAGCUGGUGAACCUGGAGGAAGCUGAUGAGACGACAGUGCAAGGCUACAUUAACGAGAUUACCCACCUGUCCAAUCUGCAGCACAGCCCACGAGUCAUCAAACUUUACGACUUUGAAGUGACAGAAGAGCGGAUUGUGCUGGUGAUGGAGAAGGGGAGUGUGGACCUGGCCACCUUCCUCAGGAACAAGAAGAAACAGCAGGGCAGCAUCGCUGAUGAUGUACUGUGGUUCUACUGGAGACACAUGCUGGAGGCUGUGGACACCAUUCACAGACAGGGUAUUGUCCACAGUGACUUGAAACCUGCCAACUUCCUGUUCGUGGACGGUGAUCUGAAGCUGAUUGACUUUGGGAUUGCCAACGCCAUCCAGAGUGACAAAACUAGCGUGAUCAAGGACCAGCAAGUUGGCACGCUGAACUACAUGUCACCUGAGACCAUUAGGGAGUACAACCCUGCACAGUACAGGGACGGAAACAGCAAGAAGUUGUUCAAGAUCAACUGUCGGAGUGAUGUGUGGUCUCUGGGCUGUAUCCUGUACUACAUGGUGUAUGGCAAGACUCCCUUCCAACACAUCCCCAACCACUUCGCCAAGCUGCAGGCCAUCGUCGACACAAACUACCAGAUCCAGUUCCCUCCUAUCAAGAACAAACUGCUCCUGGAUGUGCUGAAGAAAUGCCUGAUAAGGGACCCUUACCACCGUCCGUCCACUGCUGACCUGCUGGCCCACCCCUACCUGAACUCGGAGCGGUCAUCAGGUGCUAAGGAGCAGCCGUGUCCAGCUGCACCUGCCCUCCCCAUGACAGCUGACCAGAUACAGCAGCUGCUGACUCAGCUGUCCCAGGCACAGAGCAUGUCUCCUAACUCCAUCUCCACUGUGUCAAAGGGUUUGGCUGCCCAGUUACAGAGUGGACAGGCACCAGAUCUGUCUGCAGUGCUUAGGAAGAAUCAAGGACCAAGUCAGGAUAAGGAGAACCUUCCUCCACAACACUUGCUCAGGAAGGGCCCGGUGUGUACUCUGCAACAUGCACUCCCCAGGCCCCCUUCAGAGCACACACUUGGCCGGCCAUAGACAACCCAGAACUGACAGAUGAAGAGUACCUUUGUUUGUACAUACAUGUACCAGUACCUGCAGCAAAUCUCUAUAUUUCUACUAUCUUAAUGUCUGUGCUUACUAGAGAGAUGUAUUAGCACCUAUUUUGCAAGAAAGUAUAAGGCUUUGCAAGAAAGCAUAAGGCUAGGCCUUCAUGUAGAAUAAAGUUACAUGUACAUUUUUGUACAAUGUACCACUUUGAAUAUAGAUUAAGUUCCAAAACAUAAGUAAAUUUAUUAACAGAUACAGCUUCUUGAUGAUUUACAAAAAGAAAAUGUGUAGUAUCAUAAAAAUGUCCAGAAUAAUAUCUCUAUAUUUCUGCAUACUUUUUUGUCAGUCUACUCACAAUCUUAAUACAAUCAGCUUGGACCAUUAAAAUUAUGCUUUACAUGUGUUAGAAAUUGAAGUCUAAUAACUUCUAAAAUGAAAAUUAAUUGCUGUAUGUUUGAUGAACAAUGGUAAAUAGUCUGACAACAGAGAUGAUAACACUUUCCUCUAGCUGUCCACUGUAUCUUUGCUUUCUACAUGCUACAUUUAUAUGAAGAGUUAACAGAAGUUGUAUUGGUUAGCAUAACUACAUACUGUAUCUGUGAAAUGUGCUGUUUUUGUCCGUGGAAUAUACAAAAGAAAAUCUUUAUUAUAUGUACAGCUUCUAGUUCUGUAUAAAUGUUAAUCAUAUCUAGGGCACAGCUUGAGCAUUGUUUAUUGAACACAAUAAACAGACUAACUGCU
Molecule: messenger RNA, 2247 nt
Organism: Branchiostoma belcheri (Belcher's lancelet)
Lineage: Eukaryota; Metazoa; Chordata; Leptocardii; Amphioxiformes; Branchiostomatidae
Product: dual specificity protein kinase Ttk-like
Exons: 10
Coding region: 181-1494 (437 amino acids)
Biological process (GO): peptidyl-serine phosphorylation; meiotic spindle assembly checkpoint signaling; chromosome segregation
Cellular component (GO): nucleus; kinetochore; spindle
Molecular function (GO): protein serine/threonine/tyrosine kinase activity; ATP binding; protein serine/threonine kinase activity
Source: RefSeq, a predicted model, not a curated record